Astyanax mexicanus (Mexican tetra) is the source of this 5851-nucleotide messenger RNA. RefSeq names its product phosphodiesterase 6C, cGMP-specific, cone, alpha prime (gene pde6c). The transcript has 22 exons. NCBI's taxonomy places the organism in Eukaryota, Metazoa, Chordata, Actinopteri, Characiformes, Acestrorhamphidae. Gene Ontology annotation, molecular function: protein binding; 3',5'-cyclic-nucleotide phosphodiesterase activity. The coding region runs from base 213 to 2768 and encodes 851 amino acids. Gene Ontology annotation, biological process: visual perception; signal transduction. The record is from RefSeq and is a predicted model, not a curated record.
UAAGCCACUGUACAGUCUGCUAGCUUGCCAGAGGAGAUCAGGCGGCUUUUCUUCUGUAGUCGGUACGGCUCUGCAGCGGAGGAUGCACCUGGCUGAGGGAGAAGGCCACUGAGCUGCCGGUGCUUUCUUUCAGUCUUUCUGUGGGUGAUGCAUUUCUGAGUGGAACACCACCUUGAGUACCCGAGGAACAGUACACACCACUUUCAGACACAAUGGCGGACAAGGACAGUGUGGAAAAAUACCUGGAGAACAAUCCCCAGUUUGCCAAAGAGUAUUUUGACAAGAAGAUACGAGCGGAGGCCAUCACAGCUGCUUUCACCGAAACCCUUGAAAUCAAAGAUGCGUCUUCGUUUAAAGAGGCUUCUCAGAUCCAGGAGGCCACCAUUAUCUUCGACCUGAUCAAGGAGCUGCAGUCCGACUCAGAAAUGGAGAAGAGCAUGCACAAAGUCCUGCAACGGAUAUGCUUGCUGAUCAGCGCAGACCGCUGCAGCUACUUCACAAUGCGAGCUAGAAACGGAAUCGCUGAACUGGCCACUUGCCUUUUCGAUAUCACCCCCACCUCCAAAUUUGAGAACAACUUCGUAAACCCACUGGCCGAGAUCGUCUUCCCCACUGAUGUCGGCAUAGUCGGCCAGAUAAUCACCAACAAAAAAUCAGUUAACAUUCCAGACGUGAAGCAGAAUUCCAAAUUCAGUGACUUUGUGGACAAGCAGACAGGAUACACAACCAAAAACAUUCUGGCUGCCCCAAUUAUGUUUGGGAAAGAUCCGCUUGGAGUCAUUAUGGCGUUAAACAAAGUAGGAGGCACGGAAUUCAGCAAAGCCGAUGAGGAGCUCUUCACUAAGUACCUACAUGUUGCCUCAGUCAUUGCUCUUCAGCAUCACACCAAUUACAUGUGGAAUGUGGAAUUGAGAAGGAGUCAGGUUCUUCUCUGGUCUGCUAGCAAAGUGUUUGAGGAAUUGACAGACAUUGAGCGACAGUUCCACAAAGCUCUGUACACCGUCAGGACCUACCUCCAGUGUGAGAGGUACUCUGUUGGGCUGCUGGACAUGACCAAAGAGAAGGAAUUCUAUGACGAGUGGCCGAUUAAAUUGGGUGAAGUGGAACCUUACAAGGGACCCAAGACGCCUGAUGGCAGAGAAGUCAACUUCUACAAAAUCAUUGAUUAUCUCUUAGAGGGCAAAGAAGAGAUCAAAGUUAUACCGGGACCUCCUGCAGACCACUGGGCUCUUGUUAGUGGCCUACCGACUUAUGUAGCUGAAAACGGCUUUAUUUGUAACAUGAUGAACGUUGCUGCUGAUGAUUAUUUCACGUUCCAGAAAGAAGCUGUGGAUGAGACUGGCUUCAUCAUCAAGAAUGUGUUGUCCCUCCCCAUUGUCAACAAAAAGGAAGAAAUUGUGGGCAUUGCCACUUUCUUCAACCGGAAAGAUGGCAAACCGUUCGAUGAGCAGGACGAGCAGAUCACUGAAGCCCUCACACAGUUCCUGGGAUGGUCAGUGCUGAACUGCGACACGUAUGAUAAACUGAACAAAACGGAAUGGAAGAGGGAGAUCGCGCAGGAGAUGGUGCUGUACCAAACUAGAGCCAGUCUAGAUCAGGUCCAGGAGAUUCUGAACACUAGGGAGAAGUUUGAUGCAGAACCGGCGGACUGUGAUCAAAAAGAAAUGUACAAACUUUUGAGAUCAAACAUACCUGAAGCCAAGGAUGUGGACUUGCUGGAGUUCAGCUUCAGCGACUUCCCUCUAUCCGAGUUUGACCUGAUCAAGUGUGGUAUCCGCUGCUUCUUUGAACUGGGUGUGGUGGAGAAGUUCAAAGUGCCCCCGGAGAUUCUGACCAGAUGGAUGUACACGGUCAGGAAGGGCUACAGAGACAUCACAUACCAUAACUGGAGGCAUGGCUUCAAUGUGGGCCAGACUAUGUUCUGUUUACUGCAGACUGGAAGGCUGAGGAAAUACUACUCAGAUCUCGAUGCCUUUGCAAUGGUCGCAGCUGCGUUCUGUCACGAUAUCGACCACAGGGGUACCAACAAUCUCUACCAGACUAAGAGUGCAGCACCUUUGGCUAGGCUCCAUGGCUCUUCCAUCUUGGAAAGACACCAUCUCGAGUACAGCAAGACUCUGAUGGGAGAAGAGAACCUAAACAUUUUCCAGACUCUACAAAAACGGCAGUUUGAAACUGUGCAGCAUUUACAUGACGUUUGCAUCAUUGCGACAGAUUUGGCUUUGUACUUCAAGAAACGAACAAUGUUCCAGAAGAUUGUCGACGCCACAGAGCCAAUGACGGAUGAAAAAGAAGCAAUCAACUAUGUGUCCAACAACCCUAUAAGAAAGGAAAUCAUCAUGGCAAUGAUGAUGACAGGCUGUGACUUGUCUGCCAUUACAAAGCCAUGGGAGGUCCAAAGCAAGGUGGCUUUAAUGGUAGCUGCUGAGUUCUGGGAGCAGGGAGACCUGGAGAGGGAGGUGCUUCAGCAGGAACCCAUUCCCAUGAUGGACAGGAACAAGAAGGAUGAGCUGCCCAAAAUGCAGUGCGGUUUCAUUGAUUUCGUCUGUUCAUUUGUUUACAAGGAAUUUUCAAGGUUCCAUAAGGAGAUCACACCAAUGUUUGAUGGACUGAACAACAACAGGACCCACUGGAAAGAGCUGGCUGAUGUUUAUCAAGCCAAACUAGAUGCCAUUGCUAAUGAGAAGAAGAAACUAGAGGAAGCAGCAGAGAAAAAGGGAACAGAGAAUGGAGAAGGAGGAAAGUCUAAAACCUGCACCAUUUUUUAAAGAGCGACGUCGGGCUGAGAGCUCGAUCAACCUGUUGCAAGCGACAGCCGGUGGAAGAUGCUCCGUUUUGGAUCAUCACCUCUGCCAACUGUCUCGCCAGCUUUCCCCAUCUCUCGUUCUGUGAUAUGCAAGCAAACAUCAAUCAGUCCUUUCAUGGAGGAAGGAUUUGACUCUUCACUGCUCCUCUUGCGGAAGACGGAAAACUUGAACAACACACGUAAAAAGCUAAAAAAGAAAGCUAAGCACUGAUUUCCUGUGCUGUAUCAGUUUCAUAGUAAAGGCCAAUGAUUUCAUAUACAACAUUGCUAACUGGUGCAUCCUUCCCUGAUGAUAUGGUGGCUUAUAUACUUAUAUGCACAGGAAAGAUUAUGAGGAAUAGUCAAAGCAAGGUACAUCCAUACUACUUAUUAUUAGUCUAAACUUCUAAAUUGUUCUGUUAUUUACAUGCAAAGAUGUAACAAACAACAGUAACGUUUGUUAACUUAUGUCUAUUUUAAUUUUGAUUGAUUGCAGCCAGAGCCUCCCAGCUGCUUAGAUUGUGGGUAAAUACAUUUAACUGUACUUGGACACAUGUGAACACUCAUAUACAGUAGAUAUCCUGGCUAACUAAGAUGUCUAAGAAUGCACAGUGAAGUUGGGAGCAGUAAUAAUGUGCUGGUGACACUAAUUAGAACUCCGCUUAAACUCCUCUAGGAUCAUAGACAUUAACAGUAACAAUAAUAAAAGCAUGUCUCGCACAUUAAAACAUAUGAUUAUGGAGAGGAUUUGUAUUUGAAUUGCUAUUAACAUUGAUUAACUAUGAAUAUAUAUAUAUAUUUUUUACUUGUGUCCUCUUUAGACGUUUCAUUAUUUAUUAUGAAACAUUAUGGAAGUUUAAGCCAAGCCAGAGAAAGAGAGAGAGAGAGAAAGAGAAAGGGCAAUUAACUGACUCUAUAAUACUACAGUAUAUGUAUACUGUAUUUCGACAGCACUGUUAUUCUUGUUUGAAGGUGUAGCAGCGCAUUGUUCUGACCAAUAGGAUGGACGACCUUCUUUGCUUUGAUUAUUUACUGAGAUUUAAAUGUAUAUGAAACAUUCACAUAGUUUUUUGAAGGUUUUGUGUAACUAUCAGUACGACAUAUGUUACAUAGGCUGUAAAUAUAUGAGACAAUGUAGGACAUAUAUUUACUUAAUAAAAUAAAAAAAAAUUGGGAAACAGUCUUACUGAACUUUUUCGAAUGCAAACCUCAGGAAUGAGCAGGCAGUGGAGGAGUCAUGUAAGAAGUCCUUCCAGGAAAACUUCAGCACUCAAAGAACUUAAGAGGAAACUGAGACUGACUUAAUCUUUAAAUGCAAUUAUUACAUAACAUAUAGGCCAAAGCUGAAGCACACACUGUCUCUACUGUUCAGAUACAGACUUAACAGCUAAUCAGACUGACCUACAGUCCCCUCCAAAGGUAUUGGAACAGUGAGGCUGAUCCCUUUUUUUCUGCUGUAGACUGAAAACAUUUGUUUGACAUUAAAUAUGAGACAAAAGAGCAACAUUAAAGCUUUUAUUUCCAGGUAUUUACAUCUGGAUCUGAUACACAGUUGAGAAGAUACUGUAGCACCUCCCGUCUGAACCCAUUCAUUUUUCUUGUGAGCAAAAGUAUUGGAACAGAUAAACUUAAAAUAAUUUAAAGUGAAUAAGACUUAAUAUUUAGUUGCAAAUCCUUUGCUUCCAGUAACUGCAUCACAGUUGUGACCUACUGACAUCACCAACCUUCUGCAUUCUUCUUGUGUGAAGCUUUUCCAGGCUGCAGUGGGUUUUGGGUCAUUAUCUUACUGCAUGAUGAAGGAUCUCCCAAUUAGUUUGGUUUCAUCUUUCUUUAAAUUCACAGACAAAAUGUUUCUUCUAAGGUCAUUGUACAUCAAUGACAAUUAAGCUCCUCCCAGAAUAAGCCGUGCAAGCUUACGCCAUGACACUACCUCCACCAUGUUUCACAGAUGAUCUGGUAUGUUUGGAAUCAUGAUCGGAUUCUUUUUUUCUCCAAAUUCUAGCCUUUCCAUACCAUUGGUAAAGGUUAAUCAUUGUCUCAUUUGGUAAUUUGGUAAAUUCCAGCCUAUCCUUCCUAUUCUUCUUGUUAAUAGUGGUUUUCAUCGUCUGGUGAAGCCUCUGUACUUUUGUUCAUGAAGUCUUCUGUGAACAGUAGAUUGUAAGACCUUCACUCCUGCCCUCUGGAGGUUGUCCCUGACGUCAUUAACAGUGUUUUAGGGUCUUUCUUUACAGCAUUUACAAUGUUUCUGUCAUCAACUGCUGUGUUUUUCUGUGGUCAACCCGUUCAACAACUGUUAUUUAGUACACCAGUGACGACUUUCUUCUUCAGGGCAUUCCAAACUGUUGUUCUGGCUAUGGACAAUAUUUGUGCUCUAAUGUUUCUCUCAGCUUCACAGUUGCUUGACAGUGCUCUGUUUUUUACGUUGGUUACUCCUCUAACUAUAAAUGCACAGUCUGCACAGAUAAAACUCAAAUAUAAAACUGAGUGCUGUUUUUUGCUUGAAUAAUUGAAAUGGGUGGGUUCAGACAGAAGGUGCUAUUUUUUGAACUGUGUAUCAGAUCCAGACGUAAAUACCUGGAAAUAAAAGCUGAAAUGUUGAUAUUUUGUCUCAUAUUCAUCUUUAAUGUAAAAUUUAAAAUAUUCUCAGUCUACAGCAGAAAUAAAGGGAUUGACCUCACUGUUUCAAUACUUUUGGAGGUAACUGUAUUUAAGUUGAAGGGCUCAUUUUGUAUUUUUCUUCAAAAAAACUGACCUUUGGUUAGGUCUGAGAAUGGUACAUUGAUCUUGUUGUCGGCUUCUCAGAUGAAACCUCUCCCUUAAUACUCUUUAAACCAGAUCAGGCAACAGAAGGCACUGUCAUAAGGACACAAAGUGAGGUAAUCUCAUUCUAAAUGGGCAGAGUUUCUCUACAUUCUCUUGUGGUCUCUCAUGUACUAUUGAUGUAAACUCCUAAUGAAAGAAUGUAGAAUUCACCUCUAGUGUCUACUCUAACUGAAUGGACUCAUGUAAACAAUGCUGAAUGUGAAUGAUGUCAUGAGCACAAAUAAAUGCACUGUUCAAAUAUUG